UCCCCGCACGAGAUGUCCGCCUCUCCCAACGCCGGACGCCCUCCAUUAAAGCGCGCUCCAUCUCCGACCGAAGAAGAGGCCGAAGCGCGACGAGCUCGAGAGGGAAUCCGGCGACACGGGCGAUGGCGCUGAAGCUGAAUCAUCCUCUCCACGUCGCGUCGCCGCCGCGGAAGCUGGCGGCUGCGGCGGCCGUCGUCGGCGUCGUCGGCGGCGUUCUUCGCGGCGCCGCCGGUGGCCGGCGGUCGGCCCAGAUCUCCCAGGUUCCGCAUGGCAUCCACUCUCCGCUCCGAUUCCAGGGAGGUGGAAAAUAGCAAGAAGCCAUUUAUGCCUCCUAGGGAAGUGCAUGUUCAAGUAACACAUUCCCUGCCACCCCAAAAGAUUGAAAUAUUUAAGUCAAUGGAGGAUUGGGCUGAGAAGAACAUCUUGGUUCACCUGAAACCAGUUGAGAACUGUUGGCAAGCACAGGAUUUUCUACCAGAUCCUGCCUCUGAUGGAUUUGAAGAACAAGUAAGGGAACUGAGGGAGAGGGCAAAGGAAAUUCCUGACGAAUAUUUUGUGGUUUUGGUUGGAGAUAUGGUCACCGAAGAAGCCCUUCCGACUUACCAGACAAUGCUUAAUACCUUGGAUGGGGUCAGGGAUGAAACAGGUGCCAGCCCUACGCCUUGGGCGAUUUGGACUAGGGCAUGGACUGCUGAGGAAAAUAGACAUGGAGAUCUCCUUAACAAGUACCUUUACCUAUCUGGACGAGUAGACAUGAGGCAGAUUGAGAAGACAAUCCAGUAUUUGAUCGGGUCAGGAAUGGAUCCUAGAACAGAGAACAAUCCUUACCUCGGCUUUAUCUAUACUUCGUUUCAAGAAAGGGCAACGUUCGUUUCUCAUGGGAACACUGCAAGGCUUGCCAAGGAGCAUGGGGACUUGAAAUUGGCUCAAAUAUGUGGAACGAUCGCCUCGGAUGAGAAGCGCCAUGAGACUGCCUACACCAAGAUAGUGGAAAAGCUGUUUGAAAUCGACCCAAAUGGAACCGUCUCUGCUUUUGCCGACAUGAUGAGGAAGAAGAUUUCUAUGCCGGCCCAUUUGAUGUUUGAUGGUCGCGAUGACAAUCUCUUUGAGCACUUUUCGGCCGUUGCACAGCGCCUUGGAGUUUACACAGCAAAAGAUUAUGCAGAUAUUUUGGAGUUCUUGGUGGGCAGAUGGAAGGUGGGGAACCUAACUGGGCUUUCUGCAGAGGGACGGAAAGCCCAGGAAUAUGUCUGCACUCUGCCUCCAAGAAUUAGAAGACUGGAAGAGAGAGCUCAGGGAAGGGCGAAGGAAGGGCCAAUCGUUCCGUUCAGUUGGAUUUUCGAUAGAAAACUGCAGCUCUAGAGUGGGUACGUGACCGCAGAGUUCCAGUUUCGCUCUCUUUCAGUCCGCUUCAUUAUAGAAUUAUAAACAGAACCUGUUGCAGUCAUGCUUCGUCGCAAUCACCGCAAGCCAUUUUGGGAGAAGUUGUCUGGGAGCACCAUGCUAGAUGUAAAUGCGGUUUAUUUCUCUCGUAGGUAAGAGAGAUAAUUAGCCGUGCUGGCAGCUGUAGUUUUCGAUAUCAUGUUCUGUAAUGGACUCUCUUUUCUCUAGGAAGUUCCAUAUUGUCAUGUGCCUAGCAGAUCGAUCUGUGCCGAUUUUGAUAAUGUGAAAACUCUAAUAAGAGGAACUUCCGAUAUUUUUGUA
This is a messenger RNA of Eucalyptus grandis, 1704 nucleotides long. Its product is annotated as stearoyl-[acyl-carrier-protein] 9-desaturase, chloroplastic. Gene Ontology annotation, molecular function: stearoyl-CoA 9-desaturase activity; stearoyl-[ACP] desaturase activity. The record is from RefSeq and is a predicted model, not a curated record. Gene Ontology annotation, biological process: defense response; fatty acid biosynthetic process. Bases 268 to 1362 code for a protein of 364 amino acids. Lineage: Eukaryota; Viridiplantae; Streptophyta; Magnoliopsida; Myrtales; Myrtaceae. The transcript is spliced from 3 exons. Gene Ontology annotation, cellular component: chloroplast stroma.